Messenger RNA from Exserohilum turcica Et28A, 1524 nucleotides. RefSeq lists its product as uncharacterized. The transcript has 5 exons. Gene Ontology annotation, cellular component: membrane. The coding region runs from base 1 to 1524 and encodes 507 amino acids. The record is from RefSeq and is a predicted model, not a curated record. Gene Ontology annotation, molecular function: transmembrane transporter activity. Lineage: Eukaryota; Fungi; Ascomycota; Dothideomycetes; Pleosporales; Pleosporaceae. Gene Ontology annotation, biological process: transmembrane transport.
AUGUCGACACGGUACGAGGAUGAGAAGAUAUCCGCCCAUGACGCGACGGCCCAGCUGUCGGAGCACCGCACAAAACCUGGGGGAAUCGCCGCGAAUCUCAGUCCUGAGAAGAGAAUGCAGGUUGAGAAGUCACUGAAGCGCAAGCUGGACGCGAGAUGCUCGUUGUUCGUCUUGAUCUACAUCAUGAACUAUCUCGACCGAAACAACAUUGCCGCAGCACGUCUGGGUGGGCUAGAAGAAGACCUCGGCCUUAGUCCUACACAAUACUCGACGUGCCUCAGUAUCCUCUAUGUUGGCUACAUCUUGAUGCAGGUCCCAUCAAAUAUGAUCAUCAACGUGAUUUCUCGCCCAUCAAUCUACAUUGCUGCAGUCAUGCUGCUCUGGGGAAUGAUAAGCACAUUGAGUGGCAAUGUCAAUAGCUUCGGAGGCAUGGUUGCGAUUCGCUUUUGCAUCGGAUUUGUGGAAGCCGCUUUCCUACCAGGAGCCUUGCUGAUCCUGUCAAAGUGGUAUACUCGUCGUGAGCUUGCCCUGCGGAAUGCCAUAUUAUUCUGCGGCAAUCUCAUCUCCAACGCUUUCUCGUCCCUAGUCGGCGCAGCUGUCUUGGGCAACAUGGAAGGCACUCUCGGUCACGAAGCCUGGCGCUGGCUAUACUGGGUUGAAGGAGCUGCUACCAUGGCCAUAGCCAUAGCUGCUGCAUUCAUUCUUCCGGAUUUGCCGCACAACACGCGCGGUUUCACCGAAGAAGAGCGCGCUGUUGCUGUCCUGCGCAUGACUGAAGAUGUUGGCGAAGCUGACAAAGAUUCCGAGGAGCAAUCAGCCUUUGCCGGCCUCUUCAUGGCUGUCAAGGAUGUCAAAAUCUACGUCUUGUCAAUCACCUUCAUUGCCUAUGUCUUGGGCCUCUCGUUUAACAGCUAUUUUCCAUCACUUACAAAGACGCUGAAUUUUGGGAAAACCGAGACGCUCCUACUAAGUGCCCCUCCGUGGAUCUUGUCGUGUUUCGUCAGUCUAGUGAACGCAUGGCACUCGGAUCGCCAGCAGGAACGCUGCUGGCACAUCAUUGGACCGGUCCUCGUUGGCAUCGUCGGAUUUAUCAUCUCCAUGGCAACUUCGAAUACAGCAGCACGCUACGUGGCGUUGUUUUUGCAAAGCUCGAGUUACGCUGGUUUUAUCGUGGUGUACUCGUGGAUAUCAUCCUCAUUCCCACGACCACCGGCCAAGAGGGCCGUAGCGAUUGCUAUGAUCAAUGCUCUCAGUCAAAUUGGAAACAUCUGUGGCUCUUAUGUGUGGAAUAUGACGGACAAUGGAUACAGGAACAGCUACGGUGUAGUGACAGCCAUGUUUGGUGUGACGAUUAUUGGAUGUCUCAUUUUCAGAGCCAUGCUCAUCCGACUAAACAAGAGGCUGGACGAGGGCAUCGAUACAUGGGUUGUUCACGGUGAUGUUGCGGAGCAGACUGCCGCCACUGAGGGUGUGAAUCUCGAGGAGGGCAUGAAGAUCAUGGCUGGAUAUAGGUAUAUGACCUAG